AUGGCAGCGCGUCGGUUGGCAAACCUCGAGAAGACGCUAUCGUCGAAGCCUGAGAUUCGCACGGCAUACAACGGUGUCAUCUCCUCACACCUCAGCAAGGGUUACAUCCGCCAGGUGCCGGACGCGGAGGUACUGGCCGACAAAUCUGACCAGUGGUUCCUGCCACACUUCCCGAUCGUCCGUCAAGACAAGAGGACGACCAAAGUGAGAGUCGUGUUCGACACAGCGGCAUCCUGGGCCAGACACAACAUCAACUGCGACAUGCACGCCGGCCCGAAACUGCAGAACGACAUCGUUCACAUCUUGCUGCGCUUCUCGGCAGAAUCCGUCGCACUCGUGGGGACAUCAGCGAAAUGUUCCUGCGAUGCAACCAACGAGCUGUGCAAGUACGAGUUCAAUCGCCUCGUCUUCGGGCUGAAGUCGUCGCCAUACCUGGCCGGACGGGCAUUGUUGCAGACAGCUUACGACUUCUCGUCUGAUGUCACGGCGAGCGCAGACCUCGUGAAGCUGGUGGAGGACAGUUUCAACUUCGACGACACGCUUCACUCGUUCCCAACCGAAGCGGCUGCCCUGGACGCGCAGCAGGGUCUCACAGAGCUGCUCGGGAAGAGUGGAUUCCGGUUACGCAAGUGGUUCAGCAACUCACCCAGCGUGUUGCAAGCAAUCCCUGAAGAGGACAGAGCACCGCUAGCAACCGUGGACGUGAGCAGCGACGCACACUGCACCUUGCCGUCGUCGAAGACGCUGGGCAUCACAUGGCUGGCAGACAGGGACCAGUUCACCUUCGUCUACCACCCACGGGCAGAGACCCAGAAGUUGACGAAGCGUGCCGCACUGCGGAAGGUUGCGACCAUCUUCGAUCCUCGAGGUCAGCUGACACCAUUCACAAUGCGAGCGCGAGUCCUCUUCCAAGAGCUGUGCAUCCUCGGCUACGAGUAG
Molecule: messenger RNA, 939 nt
Organism: Sycon ciliatum
Lineage: Eukaryota; Metazoa; Porifera; Calcarea; Leucosolenida; Sycettidae
Exons: 2
Coding region: 1-939 (312 amino acids)
Source: RefSeq, a predicted model, not a curated record